AUGUGGCAUAAUUCUCCGCUCUGCAAUGAAGAUGACUGUGAGGUAAAUAAUGGAGGCUGCAGUCAUGGUUGUAUUCAGGGACCAUUUGGAGCUCAGUGUACCUGUGAACCAGGAUUUCAUCUGCUAAAUGACUCAAAAACUUGCGACGACAUAAACGAGUGUUUGAUCCCUGGAUUCUGCAGUCAAACUUGCUACAAUGAGCGUGGCUCCUUCCGAUGCUACUGCCAAGAUGGUUACCAGCUGGAGCCUGAUGGACGUACAUGCAGAGUCACAUCUCCAGUUGAUGCUUUACUUCUGGUGGCCAGACGCAGCCAGAUCAGCGCUAACCGCAUCUUCUUCAGGCCACCACUUAUUGUUCCUGUUGUCAGUGGCACAAGCAUUGUCGCUGUAGACUUUGAUAAUAUCAAUAAACGAGUGUACUGGGGUGAUUCAUCUGAGAAAAUGAUCUAUAGUUCUUUCCAGAAUGGCACAGACAAAAAACAGGUGUUCUCUUCAGGCCUGAUGGUACCUGAAAGCAUAGCAGUGGAUUGGGUGGGUAGAAACAUUUACUGGACCGACUACAUCAUGGAAAACAUUGAAGUAUCUACUCUGGACGGCCGAUUCCGGAAGGUUUUGAUUACCAAGAAUGUUACCAGCCCUCGCGGACUGGCUCUAGACCCCCGCGACUACACCAAUGUAAUGUUUUGGUCAGACUGGGGUCAGAACCCAAGAAUAGAACAGGCUAGUAUGGAUGGAUCUGCAAGAAGAGCAAUUGUGACUAACAAGGUAUACUGGCCCAACGGACUUACACUGGAUUACACAACUAGAAGACUAUACUUUGUUGACGCCUACCUGAAAUAUAUUGACUACUGUGACUACGAUGGCAAAAACAGGCAUCAAGUCUUUGCAAGUGACAUGGUUCUUCAGCAACCCCAUGGCAUAACCAUCUUCGAAGACAACAUAUACUGGAGUGACCGCUACACAAGCCAAAUCAUGAAGACUAACAAAUUUCAUGGAGGAAACAUCACCACCCUUCUGACCAGUGUGUACCAGUGCAUGGGUAUCACCAUGGAUCACCCUGUCAAGCAGCCUUUAGGACUUAACCCCUGUGAGAACCAUACAUGCAGUCAGCUGUGUCUGCUAUCAACCUUAAGACCACGAUACUACAGGUGUGACUGCCAGUCUGGCUGGACCCUUGCCAGCGAUGGUCAUACUUGUACUAAAGAUGAUACACCAUUCUUGAUGGUCGCCAGAGAUACUGUAAUUAUGGGAAUUCCUCUCAACCCCAAUGACACAUCCAACAAUGCCAUGGCACCAAUUUCAGGCAUCACACAAGGCCGAGAUAUUGAUUUUGAUGAUCAAGAGCAGUUUGUCUACUGGGUGCAAGGCACUGGCUCAAUUUAUAGAAGUAAGACAGAUGGGGCCAAUCGAACUCAGUUUGCACCAGCUGCUGUCAUUGGUUUUCCCUCAGGUCUUGCUUUUGAUUGGAUAACACGAAUCAUGUACUACACUAAUCCCACUGUUAAGGCCAUUGAGGUCAUUAGGGUUGAUGGAUCUCAACAUUACAGGAAGACAAUCAUCACAAACACAGGGAAACCAGAGGGAGCUGGAGAGCCAAUAGGAAUAGCUCUUGAUCCAGCCAGAGGGACACUAUUCUGGACCGAUAGAGGUUCAGAUAGUGGAGUUCCACCAAAGGUGGCAAGUGCAGACAUGGAUGGUGGAAACCUCAGAAACCUCUACACUGGCAACCUGGGCAGUGUUGAGUUUAUUGCUGCAGACAUAGAGGCCAGGAAAAUCUACUGGGGUGUCCCUCAAUCUGGGAUGAUUGAAUCUGGAACGAUGGAUGGUGUGAGCAGGGUGACCAUCGUGAGUGGCCUGUCUCACCCCUGGGGCAUCACUGUGUACCAAAACUACCUUUACUACACUGAUCUUGACUAUGAGGUUAUUGAAAGAGUGGACAAGAACACAGGUGCAGACAUGGUGGUGAUGAGGAGUAGCAUGGCAGGGGUGCGGGCACUGAAAAUGAAUACCAGAGACAACUCUGCUGGCACUACCAAUGCUUGCAGUAUGGACAAUGGAGGCUGUCCCCACCUGUGUCUGCCAAAACCUGAUGGACAAAAGACAUGUGCCUGCACCACAGGUUUUAUCCCAUCUCAGGAUGGGUCUCACUGUGAACAGUAUGACUCUUACGCAAUAGUGUCAUCUUUCAAAUUUAUUAGAGGAUUCCACAUUAACAGCUCUGACCACUCUGAGGCCAUGGUUCCUGUGGGAGCAAAUACUUACUCAGUUCUCAGCAAGCUGGACAUGCACAUUGCCUCUGGAUUCCUGUACUGGACUGAUAACAGCACCUACUCAUCCUACAGAGGCAUUUACAGGACAAAAACAGAUGGCUCACGCUAUUCUACUGUCAUCAGUCAGUUAGGCACUGGAAGGAUUCAGGGCUUGGCAGUAGAUUGGAUCGCAGGAAACUUGUACUUCACUAAUGCAUAUACCUCUCAAACAUACCUUGAGGUGUUACGUCUGAACACAAGCAUUCAACUUAUCCUGCUGAAGAGUUCAGUGGAUCGUCCCCUAGAUCUUGCUGUCAGCCCUAAAUUGCGUCUCCUCUUCUGGACUGAUGCUGGCCAGACACCCAAGAUUGAGAGUGCUCUUUUGGAUGGGACCAAUCGGACAGUUCUUGCCUCUGAGAGCCUGUCAUCCCCCCGAGGGUUAACAGUUGAUUACACCAAUGACCUCUUGUACUGGGUUGAUGACACACUGGAUAUGAUUUCCCGGAUGGCAUCCGAUGGUUCACAGCGGCAGAUUGUACGCUACGGUAGUCGAUACCCCGCGCCAUACAGUGUCGCUAUUUUUGGCGAGUACAUGCUGUGGGUGGAUCGCAAACUGGGCAAACUGUUCCAAGCCAGUAAGAGUCCUGGGAAUACAGACAUGCCAGAGGUGAUCCGAGACGGUAUAGAGGAUCUGACAGACAUUGGAGUGUUUGACUCCCAUGUUCAGCCCACUUCUGCCAACCUGGUCGGUUUUAACCCAUGCCAAGAGGACAAUGGGCGCUGUCAACAGUUUUGUUUUGCAAUGCCUGAGCAGCAACAGCCAAAAUGUGCCUGUGCCCAUGGUUCUCUGCUCAGCAAUGGAGUCUCAUGUGGCUUUGGCCUGGAUGAGUUCCUGAUCUUCACCACUGAUUACACCAUGAACAGCAUGAGGCUAGACCCAGAAGACCACAGCACUCCAUUUCCCACCUUUACCCUGGGCUAUGGCGUUUUAGCCACUGAGUUUGACUUCAAGGACAAGAGAGUGUUUUUUACCCAGUAUGUGGGUUUAGGCAGGAGUAAAAUAGGAUACAUUCUAACCACCAGCAGCACUAGCCCACCGAUCACCAUAGCCAGCGAUCUGGAUGAUCCUGAAGGUCUGGCCUAUGACUGGAUCCACAAGCGUCUUUAUUUCACAGAUUAUUACAAUAGAAGUGUGCAGUCUAUGGCAAUAGAUGGCCAAAACCGUUCCUUCAUUGCACAUGCUGACCGCCCCAGAGCCAUUGUAGUGGAUCCCUGCUAUGGAUACCUGUACUGGACUGACUGGGGAUCCCCUGCUAAAAUUGAAAGAGCCACCUUUGGUGGAAACUUCCGGAUCCCUAUUGUAAACACAAGCCUCUCUCAGCCUAACGCUCUAUCUUUGGAUUAUGAUGAACGAUUGCUGUAUUGGGCUGAUGCAACACUGGAUAAGAUUGAGCGUGCCUCUUUGACUGGAGAGAACAGGGAGAUCAUUCUUAGUCAGACACAGUACCCAUUUUCUGUGACAGUGUUCCAGCAGGAUAUCUACUGGACUGACUGGAACACACGGAUUGUGUACCGCGCCAACAAGGGCGACGGUUCUAGUCUGACUAUUAUGGCCACCGACCUUCAAUACAGACCUAAUGACAUUAACGUCUUCUCUGCCAGCAGGCAGGAGAGCUGCUCGAGUCCCUGUCAGCUGUUCAAUGGAGGCUGCAGCCACGUUUGUGUCCCGGGUCCAACUGGCCCAGAGUGUCAGUGUCCCAGCACUGGUAACUGGUAUCUGGCCAACAAUGGGAAAGACUGCAUCCCUGACAAUGGGCAUCGUUGCCAUGCAGAUCAAUUCACCUGUCUGGAUGGAAGCUGUUUGGCCCAGCACUGGAAAUGUGAUGGCUACAAGGACUGCAUAGAUGGCUUAGAUGAGCUCGAGAGAGUGUGUGCUUUCCACACCUGCUCACCCACGGAAUUCACCUGUGAUAAUGGAGGUUGUGUGCCUCUGUACUAUGUGUGUGACUACACAAACGACUGUGGAGAUAACAGCGAUGAGCAUGGCUGUCCCUUCCCAACCUGUAACCCUACCAUAGAGUUCACCUGUGCUAAUGGACGCUGCAUCAGUGCAGCUUUUGUGUGUGAUGGAAUCAAUGACUGCCGAGACAAUGGCACCACGGAUGAAGUUAACUGUCCAGACAGAACCUGUGCACCAGGCUUAGUAAAAUGUGACACCACCAACAUCUGCAUUUCUUCAAGUAACCUGUGUGAUGGCUUUAACAACUGUGGGGACAACAGUGAUGAAAAUCCACUCUUCUGUGCUGUCCGGACUUGCUCAGCAGAUGAGUUCCGCUGUGAUAAUGGGAAGUGUAUUCCUCAGUCAUGGGUGUGUGAUCGCAUCGCAGAUUGUUUGGACAGCACAGAUGAGCCACCCACCUGUGAGGAUCAGGUUCGUACUUGUAACCCUCAGCAGUUUAGCUGUGCGAAUGGACACUGCAUUUUGGCAGCGUGGGUAUGUGACGGCAGCAACGACUGUGGAGACAACAGUGAUGAGGCCCAGGAACUGCAGUGCGGAUCAAGGACUUGUAACCCCAGCGAUUUCACAUGCCCCACUUGGUACCCAGGCUCUCCACGCUGUAUUCCAUGGAGUUAUGUGUGUGAUGGUGAGAAGGACUGCACAGAUGCCGCAGAUGAGCUGCACAACUGCCCCAACCGUACCUGCCACAUGAAUGAGUUUGCUUGUGCCAAUGGCCGCUGCAUUCUGGUGCCCUUCCACUGUGACCGUGUGAAUGACUGUGGGGAUGGCAGUGAUGAGAUUGGCUGCAUAUAUCGCACCUGCUCCAGUCAAGAGUUCACCUGCCAGAAUGGAGUGUGUAUUCCAUCAGUGUAUCUAUGUGAUGGUUAUAUAGACUGUCAGGAUGGCACUGAUGAACUCGAGGGCUUGUGCAGGAGUCCAGAACCCACCUGUACACCUGGAAAAUUCAUGUGCAAUUCUGGGGAGUGCAUUAACAUCCACAAGGUCUGCAACCAUCAAAGGGACUGCUCUGACAACAGUGAUGAGAAGGGCUGUGGCAUAAAUGAGUGCAAUAAUCCAGCCAUCCACCAGUGUGCUCAGAACUGCAUAGACACCCAGACGGGUUACUACUGCUCCUGCAGGGAUGGCUACAAACUCAUGCCAGACGACAAGGCCUGUGAGGAUAUAGACGAAUGCAAAGAGGACCCGGGAGUGUGCAGUCAGGUGUGCGAGAAUGCUGUGGGCUCCUUCUAUUGCAAAUGUGCACCGGGAUACCUACGAGAGCCUGAUGGACGCAGCUGCCGGCAGAACAGUGGGAUUGCACCAUACCUCCUCUACAGCAACCGUUACUACAUCCGUAACCUGACCGUUGAUGGAUCAUCCUCAUCGGUGGUGCUGCAAGGCCUAUCGAAUGUUGUUGCUCUGGACUUUGAUACUACUGAGAAGCGUUUAUACUGGAUGGAUAUUGGCACACAGUGCAUUGAGAGGAUGUAUUUAGAAGGGACAGGACGGGAGGUCAUAUUGAAGAGUGACCUGGACGGGGCAGAAGGCCUGGCUGUGGACUGGGUGGGCCGAAAGCUAUACUGGGCAGAUGUGACUAUGGAAGCCAUUCAUGUAUCUGAGCUUGAUGGACGUUAUCGGAAAAAACUUUUGAAAGGUUGUGUUGACGCCAACUCUACAUACUGCUUCACCAAUCCGCGGGCUGUUGCUGUUAACCCUAAAUAUGGAUGGCUAUACUGGACAGACUGGGGACGGAUGGCUUUCAUUGGCAGGGCUGGAAUGGAUGGAACCAGCUCAUCAGCUAUCAUCACUACCAAGCUAGUGUGGCCUCAUGCCCUGACCAUCGACUUCACCAACAACAAGAUAUUUUUUGCUGAUGCUCACCUCAAUUUCCUUGAUUAUGCUGAUAUGGAUGGACAAAACAGACAUAGGGCUAUAACAGGCUCCAUGCCCCAUGCUUUCGCUCUGACCCUGUUUGAGGAUUUGGUGUACUGGACUGACUGGAACACCCACACCAUAGAGAGAGCCCACAAAUACACUGGUGCUAACCGUAUUUUAAUGGGAAACAACACACACCGCCCUAAUGACAUCCACGUUUACCACCCUUACAGACAGCCACGCAGUAAGUCAAGUCACAUUUAUUUAUAUAGUGCUUUUAAUCUGAGCAAUGACAAGCUGACCUUUCACUUCUGCAACCUCUAA
Molecule: messenger RNA, 6447 nt
Organism: Carassius gibelio (silver crucian carp)
Lineage: Eukaryota; Metazoa; Chordata; Actinopteri; Cypriniformes; Cyprinidae
Product: low-density lipoprotein receptor-related protein 2-like
Exons: 31
Coding region: 1-6447 (2148 amino acids)
Molecular function (GO): calcium ion binding; protein binding
Source: RefSeq, a predicted model, not a curated record